GAGGAGUUUAACUUACAGUAACAGCCUAAAGAACAGCAGAGUUCACAUUGCAUUGGAAUAAGAGGGAGACUUAAACAAGAUUUAUGUCAUCAUAGCUAGAACUAUUGUAGAGGACUUUGGACUGAAAAAUUUGUAUGAGUCUUUGUGAAAGUCAAAGGAGAUUAGGACUGAUGGAUGUACUUUCAGCCCUGUUGCUUUGCGUUCUUCUCUGCGUUGCGGUUCAAGCAAGCACUGAGCACCACUCUUUAACUCUCGCUGUGCCCCAUCGGAUAUAUGAGUGUCCCGAGGGUGCCAAUGUCACUAUGACAUGUAUCCAGUCUGGAUCAAAGGCUCACCCGGAGGACAGGUUUCACCGUACCUGGCUCUUCACGUCUCACACGAAGGAGCGCUGUCACAAGGGCACACAUCCACGUGGGGUCAGGUACACCAAUCGCUCAUUGGGUGUAGAAUACAGCGUCAGCGAGCAGCUCUACUCCAUCACCCUGCAGAACCUCAAGCACCUGGACCAGGGGAGAUACUGCUGCCUGUUUCUGGACAUCCAAAACAAGCACAAGGUGGAACAGGAGGCCCAUAACUAUAUCUACUUGACUGUGAUGCCAGUAACGAGAACUCACAACGGCAGUCUGAAGUGUUCUGAGAUGACCCACAAUCCUUCAGAUGACUCUGUGGCUGAAGGUUUUGCUAUUGCAGCAUGUAUCGCUUUCAUUCUGUGUCUCCCUCUCAUACUGUUGCUGGUUUACAGACAGAGACAAACAGCAGUUCGAAGCAGAUGUGCACAUGAGUUAGUGCGUAUGGACAGUGAAGCGAUGGGGCAUGAGAACCCGGUAUUUCUAGGGGAUUCUCCACAGUCUAGAACUCGGACUGUAUCCCAAAUUAUGCGUCAGUCAUCAGAAACAGGACGGCACCUGCUGUCGGAGCCCGGAACGCCUCUCUCUCCUAACAUACAAGGGGACGCCUUCUUCCCUGCGCAGGAACCUAUCCCUGAGUCUCCCAAUUUACUUCAGGAGUAAGAGCUAUCACAUUUACUCCCAGGAACAACUGGUGCUUCUAACUUCUCUACAUCAUCAUGCUUCUAUUCUUCCUGUCUUCUGCAUGGAUGAGGAGAGACCCCCAAAAAAUGACAAUUCCACUUAUCUCUCCACUAUUGCAGUGGGGCACCUUUUCUGGUGAUGUCUUUGCCUGUAUGCUUCAGAAAUGUUUUCUGCCAAGUGAUGGGACAGAACAUUCCAGAACAGGGAAACUAUAAUCACCACAGAUAUCACAGGGUAUUUUGAAGGGGAUCCAAAUAAGACAAGCUAUAUGGCAUGUCCUUUCUUUUAGAGAUGAUUGAGCUAAGCUUUUUGCACACUUCAGCCGUAUACUUCUAUUCAUCAUGUGCUUCAUGAAUGAGAUAGACCGUGGCUUCAAUUGCACUGACUGUAAAUGACCAUUUUCCCUCUUUUUCCUUCUAAAUAGUCUAUUCCUAUCCUCCCCUCCACUGAAACAUUCUGUUCAUCCUCCCUUUUAGAGUUUAGAGAUUUAUUAUUAACACAUUCUCUCCUGCUCUCCCCAUCUCAAGAUUGAAUGCCUCAGUGCUUGAGAUGACCAUCAUAAUCAGAAUUUUCUGGAUAAAAGGUGUUAAUCACUGAUGUCAUAAUCAGAAUUAUCUGGAUAAAAGGUGUUAAACACGACCGUCAUAAUCAGAAUUAUCUGGAUAAAAGGUAUUAAUCACUGAUGUCAUAAUCAGAAUUUUCUGGAUAAAAGGUGUUAAACACGACCGUCAUAAUCAGAAUUUUCUGGAUAAAAGGUGUUAAACAGGACCGUCAUAAUCAGAAUUAUCUGGAUAAAAGGUGUUAAACACGACCGUCAUAAUCAGAAUUAUCUGGAUAAAAGGUGUUAAACACGACCGUCAUAAUCAGAAUUAUCUGGAUAAAAGGUGUUAAUCACUGAUGUCAUAAUCAGAAUUUUCUGGAUAAAAGGUGUUAAACACGACCGUCAUAAUCAGAAUUAUCUGGAUAAAAGGUGUUAAACACGACCGUCAUAAUCAGAAUUUUCUGGAUAAAAGGUGUUAAUCACUGAUGUCAUAAUCAGAAUUUUCUGGAUAAAAGGUGUUAAACACGACCGUCAUAAUCAGAAUUUUCUGGAUAAAAGGUGUUAAACAGGACCGUCAUAAUCAGAAUUAUCUGGAUAAAAGGUGUUAAACACGACCGUCAUAAUCAGAAUUAUCUGGAUAAAAGGUGUUAAUCACUGAUGUCAUAAUCAGAAUUUUCUGGAUAAAAGGUGUUAAACACGACCGUCAUAAUCAGAAUUAUCUGGAUAAAAGGUGUUAAACACGACCGUCAUAAUCAGAAUUUUCUGGAUAAAAGGUGUUAAUCACUGAUGUCAUAAUCAGAAUUUUCUGGAUAAAAGGUGUUAAUCACUGAUGUCAUAAUCAGAAUUUUCUGGAUAAAAGGUGUUAAAUAUGGCCCUCAUCAUUCAACAUUUCUGUAGAAACAGAGCUGAAUUUGGCCCUUAUUUUCAGAAUUUUCUGUAUUAAAGGUGUUGAUUAUGGAAUUCAUAAUCAGAAUUCUACUUUCUUUCCCAGAACCUAUCCCUGAGUCUCCCAAUUUACUUCAGGAGUAAGACCUAUCACAUUUACUCCCAGGAACAACUGGUGCUUCUAACUUCUCUACAUCAUCAUGCCUCUAUUCUUCCUGUCUUCUGCAUGGAUGAGGAGAGACCCCCAAAAAAUGACAAUUCCACUUAUCUCUCCACUAUUGCAGUGGGGCACCUUUUCUGGUGAUGUCUUUGCCUGUAUGCUUCAGAAAUGUUUUCUGCCAAGUGAUGGGACAGAACAUUCCAGAACAGGGAAACUAUAAUCACCACAGAUAUCACAGGGUAUUUUGAAGGGGAUCCAAAUAAGACAAGCUAUAUGGCAUGUCCUUUCUUUUAGAGAUGAUUGAGCUAAGCUUUUUGCACACUUCAGCCGUAUACUUCUAUUCAUCAUGUGCUUCAUGAAUGAGAUAGACCGUGGCUUCAAUUGCACUGACUGUAAAUGACCAUUUUCCCUCUUUUUCCUUCUAAAUAGUCUAUUCCUAUCCUCCCCUCCACUGAAACAUUCUGUUCAUCCUCCCUUUUAGAGUUUAGAGAUUUAUUAUUAACACAUUCUCUCCUGCUCUCCCCAUCUCAAGAUUGAAUGCCUCAGUGCUUGAGAUGACCAUCAUAAUCAGAAUUUUCUGGAUAAAAGGUGUUAAACACGACCGUCAUAAUCAGAAUUAUCUGGAUAAAAGGUGUUAAACACGACCGUCAUAAUCAGAAUUAUCUGGAUAAAAGGUGUUAAUCACUGAUGUCAUAAUCAGAAUUUUCUGGAUAAAAGGUGUUAAACACGACCGUCAUAAUCAGAAUUAUCUGGAUAAAAGGUGUUAAACACGACCGUCAUAAUCAGAAUUUUCUGGAUAAAAGGUGUUAAUCACUGAUGUCAUAAUCAGAAUUUUCUGGAUAAAAGGUGUUAAAUAUGGCCCACAUCAUUCAACAUUUCUGUAGAAACGGAGCUGAAUUUGGCCCUUAUUUUCAGAAUUUUCUGUAUUAAAGGUGUUGAUUAUGGAAUUCAUAAUCAGAAUUUUACUUUCUUUCCCAGAACCUAUCCCUGAGUCUCCCAAUUUACUUCAGGAGUAAGAGCUAUCACAUUUACUCCCAGGAACAACUGGUGCUUCUAACUUCUCUACAUCAUCAUGCUUCUAUUCUUCCUGUCUUCUGCAUGGAUGAGGAGAGACCCCCAAAAAAUGACAAUUCCACUUAUCUCUCCACUAUUGCAGUGGGGCACCUUUUCUGGUGAUGUCUUUGCCUGUAUGCUUCAGAAAUGUUUUCUGCCAAGUGAUGGGACAGAACAUUCCAGAACAGGGAAACUAUAAUCACCACAGAUAUCACAGGGUAUUUUGAAGGGGAUCCAAAUAAGACAAGCUAUAUGGCAUGUCCUUUCUUUUAGAGAUGAUUGAGCUAAGCUUUUUGCACACUUCAGCCGUAUACUUCUAUUCAUCAUGUGCUUCAUGAAUGAGAUAGACCGUGGCUUCAAUUGCACUGACUGUAAAUGACCAUUUUCCCUCUUUUUCCUUCUAAAUAGUCUAUUCCUAUCCUCCCCUCCACUGAAACAUUCUGUUCAUCCUCCCUUUUAGAGUUUAGAGAUUUAUUAUUAACACAUUCUCUCCUGCUCUCCCCAUCUCAAGUUUGAAUGCCUCAAUGCUCAGUGUCAAUAUUCAGUAUCCCAGUACUCAGUGCUUCAGUAGUAAGUGUCUUAAUCAUCAGUGUCUCAGUUAUGUAGUAAUCAGGACUCAGUACUCAGGGGUGAAUUCACUAAACACUUUUGUGCAUAGUAUUUCAGAUCAAAUCUGCACUUCUUCACUGACCAACCGAAAUCUAGUUUAAGCAGGUGCAGUCAGCACUAAAAUAACACUGGAUCUUGAGUAUUUAAAUUCAGUUUUUGUCAUUCCUGUCCGUGCAAACAGCUCAUUUUAGAUCCCUAGAGCAAUACACUUUGUUAAUGGCAUUUUAAUUAAAAAAGAUACUUGUGUACAUUUUUCCAUUGAUCAUAUCAGCAGUAAUUAAUCAAGUAAGGAUCAAACGAUAGAGGAGAGCUUUAUAACUUGGCAUAUAUCCAGAUGUGCGGUGUAAUCAAGUGCACUUUCGGCGUGUUAAAGAGAUGAUUCAGAUGUCUGGAUCACAGUAGUGGAGAGACGCUGUACAGACCGUGAACCAGAUUGCAGUGGUCUGAUAUAUCCUCCGAAAUACAGGGCUCAAAACCAGCCUGCAAUAUUGGAAUUCCAUCAAUGCAAUUUACAUUCAGCAGUUUUUUCUGGGUGCAUUUGCACCAUUGCAUGAUCUGCAUAAUUCCUUUAGUGAAUCUUUCACUUAAUCAGUGUGUGCAAUUUACCGGGAACAGUUCAUUCUUAUGGAAUUCACCCCUUAGUGUGUCAGUUUUUAGUACUCAAUACUCAUUUUCUAAGUAUCUAUGUACUCAGCAUCUCAGUGUGUCAGAACUGAAUAUCUUGUCUUCGCAAUCAAAUUAAAAAAGCAAAGAGCUGGUAUUUUUUUUUUUUAAGUUUAAAGCCACUGCCAUAAAGAGUACCAAAACUUUGCUAUGUAGAUGGAUGUAGGGAAGGGUGUAUAAAUAUAUGUAUAGAUGGUUUAUAGGUGAAUGUUUGUGAAUCUGCUUUUGUAAAUAUGCUAAUAAAUAUGCCACAUUUUGUACAUUUUAAGUUUCAUGUGUGAGAUUGUAGAUUUCUAUGUGCCUGUACAGUGGCAGUGCCAUAUAUGUAGCUCCAGGCAUGACACUGUGCAAUGUGAAACAACUGCUGAUACAAUCAAAAAUGUGCUUUUUUUUUUUUUUAAACGAAGAAAUAAAAAGUUGAAAGUUG
Molecule: messenger RNA, 5369 nt
Organism: Xyrauchen texanus (razorback sucker)
Lineage: Eukaryota; Metazoa; Chordata; Actinopteri; Cypriniformes; Catostomidae
Product: V-type immunoglobulin domain-containing suppressor of T-cell activation-like
Exons: 12
Coding region: 135-1010 (291 amino acids)
Biological process (GO): positive regulation of regulatory T cell differentiation; negative regulation of CD4-positive, alpha-beta T cell proliferation; regulation of immune response
Cellular component (GO): plasma membrane
Source: RefSeq, a predicted model, not a curated record